AUGGGGCUCUCAUUAAAACGUCAAUUAUUGAAUGUGAAUCCAUGUACAGUUAGGCUUCUAUUUGAGCUGGUGGUUUUGUCAUGCUUGUGGAUGCAAGUUACAGGCCUUGGUUCCAUGUCAUCCAUUGCCAUCUCAUAUGGCGAAAAGGGUUCUGUGUUUUGUGGUUUGAAAUCUGAUGGCUCUCACACAGUGACAUGUUAUGGAUCCAACUCGGCCAUAAUCUAUGGAACACCUGCCCAUUUCUCAUUUCUUGGUCUAACAGCUGGAGAUGGCUUUGUUUGUGGGCUUCUAAUGGGUUCCAAUCAACCAUACUGCUGGGGUAGCAGUACCUACAUUGAAAUGGGAGUGCCUCAACCUAUGAUCAAAGGAGCACAGUACAUAGAAAUCAGUGCUGGUGAUUAUCAUGUUUGUGGCUUGAGGAAACCUUUGACUGGAAGACACAGGUACAUUUCCUUGGUUGAUUGCUGGGGCUACAACAUGACCAGGAACUAUGUGUUUGGGGGACAGAUUGAAUCAAUCACAGCUGGUUCUGAAUUCAAUUGUGGUCUUUUUUCUCAGAACAGGACUGUGUUCUGCUGGGGUGAUGAGACUAAUAGCCUAGUAAUUAGUUUGAUUCCACAAGACAUGAGAUUCCAGAAAAUUUCAGCUGGUGGGUAUCAUGUGUGUGGAAUCUCAGAAGGAGUGAAUUCCAAGACUGUUUGUUGGGGGAGAAGCUUGAACCUUGGGGAAGAAAUUUCAGUGGCACACACAGGUCAAGGAAACGUCGAUUUGGCUCCAAAUGAUCCCAUGCUUUCUGUAGUGGGAGGGAAGUUCCAUGCGUGUGGCAUUAAGAGCUAUGAUCGUGGUGUUAUUUGUUGGGGCUUUGUUAUCAAACGAAGCACUCCAUCUCCUAGAGGGAUUAAGGUUUUUGAAGUUGCAGCUGGUGAUUAUUUUACUUGUGCAGUGCUUGCUGAGAAAUCUCUUAUGCCUUCAUGUUGGGGUGUUGAUUUUCCCACCUCACUUCCUUUAGCUGUUUCACCGGGAAUGUGUCAACCUGCUCCAUGCCCUCCUGGUUCCUAUGCUAUUGGUCAGCAGCAUAAGGGUCUUUGCAAAUCACCAGAUUCUCGUGUUUGCAUGCGAUGCAGUGGUGCAUGUCCUCCUGAAAUGUAUCAGAAGAGUCCAUGCAAUUGGGCUUCUGAUAGAAUGUGUGAAUAUAACUGUGCCUCUUGCUCUUCAUCGGAAUGCUUCUUGAACUGCUCCUCUUCACAUUCCAAUGCUUUCACUGAGAAGAAAACUGAAAAAUUUUGGGCUUUGCAGCUGCCAGUUGUCAUUGCUGAGAUUGCUUUUGCAGUUUUCAUUGUUAGUGUAGUGACAAUAACUGCAGUUUUAUACGUCCGCUACAGGCUAAGAGAUUGUGAGUGUUCAAAAGGUUCAAAGGUGAAGAAACUCAUUGGGAAUUCUUCCCUGCAAAACGAGAAUAAGGUCAGGCCAGACUUGGAGGAGUUUAAGAUCAGAAGGGCUCAAAUGUUCACGUAUGAGGAACUUGAAAGUGCAACUUGUGGAUUCAAUGAAGAGUCCGUAGUGGGGAAGGGAAGUUUCUCGUGUGUGUUCAAGGGAGUGUUGAAAGAUGGGACAGUAGUUGCUGUGAAAAGGGCCAUAGUGUCUCCCAACAUGCAGAAGAAUUCCAAGGAGUUUCACACUGAACUUGACUUGCUCUCAAGGUUAAACCACGCUCAUUUGCUCAACCUUCUAGGCUAUUGUGAAGAAGGUGGAGAGAGACUUCUUGUGUACGAGUUCAUGGCUCAUGGCUCUUUGCACCAACACUUGCAUGGAACAAACCAAGUGUUGAGAGAACAGUUAAAUUGGAUAAGAAGGGUCACUAUUGCAGUGCAAGCAGCACGGGGAAUUGAAUAUUUGCAUGGCUACGCUUGCCCUCCCGUGAUUCACAGAGAUAUCAAGUCCUCAAACAUUCUCAUCGAUGAAGAACACAAUGCGAGAGUGGCGGAUUUUGGUUUAUCAUUGUUGGGUCCUGCAGAUAGUGGUUCACCACUGGCUGAACUCCCAGCUGGGACUCUUGGAUAUCUUGAUCCUGAAUACUAUAGGCUUCAUUACCUCACAACAAAAUCAGAUGUCUAUAGUUUCGGUGUUCUUCUUUUGGAAAUUCUAAGUGGUAGAAAAGCCAUUGACAUGCAAUAUGAAGAAGGGAACAUAGUGGAAUGGGCAGUGCCUCUUAUAAAGUCAGGAGAUAUAAUUGCAAUUUUGGACCCGGUUUUGAAACCCCCUCCUGAUCUUGAAGCCUUGAAGAGAAUAGCCAACGUGGCUUGUAAGUGUGUGAGGAUGAGAGGGAAAGAGAGACCCUCAAUGGAUAAAGUAACAACAGCAUUGGAGAGAGGUCUUGCACAGUUAAUGGGUAGUCCAUGCAUUGAGCAGCCUAUUUUGCCCACUGAGGUGGUUUUAGGAAGCAACAGAUUGCACAAGAAAUCAUCUCAAAGAUCCUCCAACAGGUCAAUUUCUGAGGCUGAUGUGGUAGAAACUGAGGACCAUAGGUUUGAGUUCAGGGCACCCUCAUGGAUAACUUUCCCCAGUGUAACAUCUUCUCAAAGGAGAAAGUCAUCAGUGUCUGAGGCAGAUGUUGAUGGGAAGAAUAAUGUAGAAGGCAAGAACUUGGGAAAUGUUGGAGGGGGAGGUGAUGUUUUGAGAAGCCUUGAGGAAGAGAUUGGUCCUGCUUCUCCUGGAGAGAGGCUGUUCUUGCAGCACAACUUCUAA
Molecule: messenger RNA, 2745 nt
Organism: Sphenostylis stenocarpa
Lineage: Eukaryota; Viridiplantae; Streptophyta; Magnoliopsida; Fabales; Fabaceae
Source: the annotation of a GenBank genome assembly